This is a messenger RNA of Lodderomyces beijingensis, 1260 nucleotides long. The record is from the annotation of a GenBank genome assembly. Lineage: Eukaryota; Fungi; Ascomycota; Pichiomycetes; Serinales; Debaryomycetaceae.
AUGUCAGUUACUAGAUUUACCAAUUGCCAUCUCAUAGAUAACGGAAAAGUAUACAGACACCACGAUCUAUACUUUGACAAUAGCACCAGGAAAAUAUGUAAUGCACCAACUUCGCCCAGUUUCAUCACUAAAACCAUUGACUUGAAAGGGCAAUUGCUAGCUCCCGGUUUGAUUGAUAUUCAGAAUAACGGGAUCUACGGCGUGAAUUUCUCCAACUUGAAUGAAGGUUCCUCGCCUCAAGAUAUUGCCCAGUUCAGGAGAUCAUAUCAAGAUGCAAUGUCAAAGUACCUUACUACUGGUGUCACGGCCAUUUGCCCCACGGUCACGUCCAACUUUGCCGGUGUUUAUCCAAAAGUAUUGCCAAUUUACAAAAAAUCAAGAUUAUCGCACCAGACAGAUUCGUUGGGUGCACAUUUAGAAGGUCCCUUUAUCAACUUGGCCAAGAAAGGCUGUCACCCUGUUGAGACGUUUGUCGAUGCUAAAGAAGGUGAACACAAGCUCUUGGAGAUUUACGGCGGCGACGGCAACUUGUUGGAUAAUGUUUGCAUCAUCACUGCUGCCCCAGAGAUUCCAGGAGUUUUGGACUUGAUCCCUUUUAUCAAACAGCAUAAUUGUGUUUAUUCAAUCGGGCAUACCAUGGCUAGCUAUGAAACUGGUGUUCAAGCUAUUGAAAAUGGAUGCACAAUGAUUACGCAUUUGUACAAUGCCAUGCCCCAGCCACACCAUCGUAACGCGGGAGUUGUCGGUCUAAUCAAUGCACCUUUGAAAGGAUCGCAAGACAAGACCCCAUUUUUCGGUUUAAUCUGCGAUGGCGUCCACGUCGACCCUUCGAUGGCCAACUUGGCCUAUAGAUCAAACCCUAGCAAAUGUGUCUUGGUGACAGAUGCCAUGCACUUGAUUGGUUUACCCGAUGGCGAGUACAAAUGGGACGGACAAGUGAUUGUGAAAAACGGCGAUAGAUUGUAUUUGAAAGGCACCGACACGUUGGCCGGAGCAUCAACCACAUUGCCACAAUGCAUUAGAAAUUUGAUGCAAUGGGCAGACAUAACCUUGGCCGAGGCUGUCAAGACAGCUACAAACAAUGCUGCAUCAUCCAUCAAUGUCGAGCACGAGCGAGGUUUUUUAAACGUUGGAUGCGACGCCGACUUUGUUGUUUUCAACAAGGACGGCUACGUUACCAGAGUUUAUAAAUUAGGGAACGAGAUCAAUUCAUCAGACGUUCCUGCUGGUGCAGAAGCAAGGUUAUCUGCGGUUUUGUAG